Pediculus humanus corporis (human body louse) is the source of this 3345-nucleotide messenger RNA. RefSeq lists its product as uncharacterized. Gene Ontology annotation, biological process: endosomal transport; endosome organization. The coding region runs from base 1 to 3345 and encodes 1114 amino acids. The record is from RefSeq and is a predicted model, not a curated record. The transcript has 2 exons. Gene Ontology annotation, cellular component: WASH complex; endosome. NCBI's taxonomy places the organism in Eukaryota, Metazoa, Arthropoda, Insecta, Psocodea, Pediculidae.
AUGGUUACGGAAGAUUGGUCGAACGAACAAGUAGUUAAUCGUGCAAAUAAAAUUAUUGUUGAAGUUCAAUUGCGUAAAUAUGGGAAAUUUAUUGAAAAACAUACAAAUAAAUUACGAUCAAUCGAAGAAUCUUUUACGGAAAGUAAUAAAAAUUUUGGUUAUGAUCCGAUUAAUGUUAAACUCAAUGGAUGGGAACAGAUAGAACUUAUAAAUUUAAUUAAUACGGAUAACAAGAUAUUAAAUAAAGUAGUUUUAGUAUUAGCCAGUUUGUGCAUGGAAGUAAAAGAAAGAAGAGAAGAAGGUUAUAGUAAAUUUUGCAAUGCUCUUUUGAAAUACGGUGAAGAAUGCAGUAAUGACGAUGAAAAAAUUCUACACAUAACAAUUAGUAAUUAUUUACCACUUUUUCAAGAUUUAUAUUGUUUUGUUAAUAGAUGUCAUCAAAUAGUUAUUGAAAUUAUUAAACAAUUAGCUGCUAUUUAUACGACGUCGGAUAAAAAUUUAACAAUAAAUUCAAUGAAUGUACAUUUUGAAGAUAUGAUGGAUCAUUUAGGAGAAAUACUAACAAUACUUGUUACAUUGGAUAGAUUAAUAGAAAGCAUUGACAAUAUAUCAGAAGGUUGGUCACUUUAUAAAAGAUUAAUAAGAACAGUUCAGUUGAAUGUCAUACCUGAAAAACUUUCAAUGUUGGAAAACAUAACAAAAACAUUAGAAUCAAAUUUAUUAAGUGGAAAAAUAUUUCAUAACAUGUUAGAAAAACUUUCACAAAUAAGUCAAAUCGUGAGACAAUCGAAAUUAGGAGAUGAAUUUUUACUUUAUUUAAAAAAUAUGUUGACCAGAUUAGAGGGUAAAGAUUUAGACAUGAAUCAAAUGAUGAUGAAUCAUCAAGAAAAACUUUGGUCAAAAGUAAUAUGUUUGUUUGUUUUAAAUACAUAUUUGUUUGGUUUGCAUGAUAAAAAAUUAUUAAAACAAAUUUGGGAAGUGUCUAAAAAAAAUGUUUGCAUUAAUUUAUUUAAAAAUAUUAUAUGGUUUCCAGAUGAUUUUUUAUUUCAGCAUUUGUCACACAUUUUCAAAGCGGAUGAUAAAAAGCAAAAGCAAUCGAUUGUUAAUUUAAGAAAUGAACACCUCAAUCAAAAAGAUGCAAAUUUAUUUAACCAAGUGCAAAAAUAUUUACAAGAAACUUGCUUGUGGGUCAUACAAUUGAAUUCAGUUUUGAAAAAAGACAAAGGAAAUUUAAUAUUGGAUGAAUUAAAAGAAAAAUGUAAAUUGUUUUUAGCCGGUUCUAAAUUGGCAAGCGAUAUGAGUAGAGUUUUAAAAACGGUUUUAAAUCUUCAUACGGCUCUGAGUAAACCGAUGACAAAAGCGACUGUUUUGUAUUUAUGUAAAUUAAUCGAAUUGUUAAAAAGCAUUGAAAUGAUUUAUCAAAAUUAUUAUUUUUUCAUGUGCGAACCAUUGAAUCACAUAAGACAGUAUUUGGCAUAUUUAGCAUUGAAUACAAUUAAAAAUGCUAAAAGUAGAAUAUUAUCGGAUAAGUCAUACACAAAAAAACAUUUAGACACAUUAUCUGCUUUGGUACUUUCCGAAAAAGUCCUUCUCGGACCCGUUACCGUUGAAAGAUGUUUAAUUGCAAGAUUGGGUCUUUCCAUAGCCAGAGGAAACGCGAGCAAAGCGUUAAAAGACGAAGAAGUCGAACAAAUUUAUUUAAAUUUACAACUUUUAAAUAAAAUUUGUUUGUUGCAAAAAACCGUGACGGAAAGUUGCGACACGUCGUUUUUAUAUUUUCAAAGAGUCAUAUUGCCAAUAUAUUUUCAAAACGUUUGCAAAUCAAAAACUCCAUGUUUAAAAUUAUAUUAUUUCCUUAAUUCCAUGUCGGAUUCGACGAAAUUUUUAGAUUUAGAUUCGGCAAAUUUAUUCGAAGAUGACGUCAAUAAUAAAUUAACGAAAGAAGCAUUAAUGCCUUUGUGUGAAAGAGUAGAAACGAAUUUGAGGCUUCAGGUACAUUCGCACCUUCGUUUGAAUCAAAAUUCAAAUAAUCCUCUAUUGACUGGAGAAAACGAAAACGAUUUGAUGAGUUUGAUAGAUUUGAGUCCGAUGAAAUUAUUUUCCGGAUACGUUAACGUGAAAACUCACGUCGAACAUUAUCUUGAUAAAACAUUUUACAAUCUUACAACGGUGGCAUUGCACGAUUGGAAAAGUUACGGUGAAAUGAGGAGUUUGGGAAAGAUAAAAUAUAAUUUAAAUUUCGUUCAAAAUCAUUUACCCUAUCAAACGUUGGAACACGGAUUGGACGUUUUGGAAAUAAUGAGAAACAUACACAUAUUCGUGUCGAAAUAUUUUUACAAUUUAAAUAAUCAAAUAUUCAUUGAACAGUCUAGUCAAAAUAAACAUUUGAACACUAUUAACAUACGUCACGUGUCAAAUUCCAUAAGAAUGCACGGGACGGGGAUAAUGAACACGACCGUUAAUUUCACGUAUCAAUUCCUUAGGAAAAAAUUUUACAUAUUUUCACAAUUUCUAUUCGACGAACAAAUCAAAUCGAGACUCACCAAAGACAUUGUUUAUUACAAAGAGAAUAAAAAUUCAACGGAUCAAAAAUAUUCGUACGAAAGAGCGGAUAAAUUUAAUAAGGGAAUAAGAAAAUUGGGUUUGAAUGCGGACGGAUUGAGUUAUUUGGAUCAGUUUAGAAUAUUGAUAUCGCAAAUAGGGAACGCGAUGGGAUACGUGAGAAUGAUACGUUCGGGAGGCAUGCACUGGUGUUCGGAUUCUCUUAAUUUCAUACCGGAUUUAGAAGAAAUUUAUCAAUACGGUAACGCUUGCAGAACGGAGGGAUUGAGCGAAACGACGUGCGAAUCCGCGGAAAGGCUCGACGAAGUCAUCAACGAUUUGACUCAGAAUUUCGCUGAGGGAACGCAAUAUUUUAAAUUAUUAGUCGAAGUUUUUGCAAACGAUUUUCGAAAUCCUAAAAAUAGUCACCUUCAAAAUUUUUACAUAAUCGUACCACCUUUAACGAUUAAUUUUAUUGAAUACAUGAUAACGUCGAAGGAGAAAAUGAACAGGAGGAACAAGGUAGGAGCAACGUUUACGGAUGACGGUUUUGCCAUGGGAGUUGCGUACGUUUUAAAAUUACUAAAUCAAAAUAAACAAUUCGAAAGUCUCCAUUGGUUUCAAUCGGUCAGAGAUAAAUAUAACAAAGAUAAAAGUCCAUUGGAAAAAUCGGGUCCGGUGGAAGAAAAAUUAAAAACUACUAAUAUGCUUACGGCAAAAAGAUUAGACGCUUAUCAACUAAACAAAGACUUUGUUUAUUGUUUGCGCGAAAUGAAAAAUGACGUGGCAUCAGAUAAUUUUUAG